This is a messenger RNA of Toxotes jaculatrix (banded archerfish), 2367 nucleotides long. RefSeq names its product dolichyl-phosphate (UDP-N-acetylglucosamine) N-acetylglucosaminephosphotransferase 1 (GlcNAc-1-P transferase) (gene dpagt1). The record is from RefSeq and is a predicted model, not a curated record. NCBI's taxonomy places the organism in Eukaryota, Metazoa, Chordata, Actinopteri, Toxotidae. Bases 314 to 1546 code for a protein of 410 amino acids. Gene Ontology annotation, molecular function: UDP-N-acetylglucosamine-dolichyl-phosphate N-acetylglucosaminephosphotransferase activity. Gene Ontology annotation, cellular component: membrane. The transcript is spliced from 9 exons. Gene Ontology annotation, biological process: dolichol-linked oligosaccharide biosynthetic process; protein N-linked glycosylation.
GGCUGCCCUCUCGUUACACUGUGGACUUAACGGUCGAACAGAUCUCAGACGUGGAGUUCAGCCAGCCAGGCAAUGAACAUACUUAACAGCAUCAACAACCCGUAAUGAAAGAUGGUAUGGAUUACCAGUGUGACUUAUGGACUUAUUUUUCUCUGACACCGGAAUUACACAGGUGUAUUUUGUUGUAAAAAUGACGCUUUGACAUGUUUUUACCUCAGUGAAGACAGCCAAAGCUCGUUCAUCGAUCGCCUGUAGUGGCAACGUCAGAUUAGCUAGAAACGUGAUUUGAUCUGCCAGGAGCAGACCCACCAAAAUGCCUGAAAACAUGUCACCAAUACCCGUCCUGCCGCUGGUGAUCAACUGUUUCAUGUCUGUACUCGGCUGCAUGGCCACAACGAAACUCAUUCCUGCUUUCAAAGACCAUUUCAUCUCAGCCAGAUUGUACGGAAUGGACCUAAACAAAACAUCCAAAAAGGAAAUUCCAGAGUCUCAAGGAGUCAUCAGUGGGACAGUCUUCCUCAUCAUCCUCUUCUGCUUCAUCCCAGUGCCUUUCCUUAGCUGCUUUGUGGGAGAUCAGUGCAUGGGCUUCCCACAUGAUGAGUUUGUACAGCUGAUUGGUGCACUUCUGGCCAUCUGUUGCAUGAUCUUCCUGGGUUUUGCCGAUGACGUGCUGAACCUGCGGUGGAGACACAAGCUCCUGCUUCCAACAAUGGCUUCCCUGCCGUUGCUCAUGGUCUAUUUUACCAACUUUGGUAACACGGUCAUCGUGGUGCCCAAACCCUUCAGAGCCCUGCUUGGGCUGCACUUAGAUCUGGGCAUUCUCUACUACGUCUACAUGGGAAUGCUUGCAGUGUUCUGCACAAAUGCCAUCAAUAUCCUAGCAGGCAUCAACGGCAUCGAGUCCGGUCAAGCCCUGUUUAUCUCCGGCUCCAUCAUCAUCUUCAACCUGCUGGAGCUCGGUGGAGAUUACCGCGAUGACCAUGUUUUCUCCCUCUACUUCAUGAUACCAUUCUUCUUCACCACAUUAGCACUUUUUUACCACAACUGGUACCCCUCAUCUGUCUUUGUGGGAGACACUUUCUGCUACUUUGCCGGGAUGACCUUUGCCGUUGUCGGCAUAUUGGGACACUUCAGCAAAACAAUGCUGCUGUUCUUCAUUCCUCAAGUGGUUAACUUUGUCUACUCCUUGCCUCAGCUGUUUCACAUCAUCCCCUGUCCCAGACACCGGCUCCCCAGACUGAAUCCAGACACAGGCAAACUGGGGAUGAGCUACUCUAAAUUCAAAAGAAAGGACCUUUCUAACUUAGGAAAUCUAAUUCUGAAGGUGGCAGAGUUAUUGAGGCUACUCGAGGUGCGAAGAGGCCAGGAGGGAGAUGGAGAAUUUAUUGAGUGCAACAACAUGACCUUAAUAAAUCUGGUUCUGAAAUUACUCGGCCCCAUCCAUGAGAGAAAUCUCACAGUCAUCAUGCUCAUCAUACAGGUGAUGGGCAGCGCAGUGGCUUUUGGGAUCCGUUAUCAUCUGGUGCGUCUCUUCUACGACGUCUAGACAGCCCUUCGGGAAACAGGAGAGAAUGCUGACUGAGAUGAUAUUGCUGUGGAACUAUUUUACAGGCGUGGUUCAUCUGCCUUUUAAUAGAUUCCAUUACCUCACUGUUAUUUUUCUGCCUCAAAAUCUACCUGCAGUAAACUCAGUGCAAGGUUUAAAGCUAUAUUUCACUUUGGCUGAACAUUUUCAUAUAUAAGCAUUAACAGCUACUUCAACAACAAUACUGUUUGUUAUCCUCCUUUGGGUUUCAGUAAUCACAAGCAGGAAAAUGUGACAGGAUCUGAAUUAUCUUGUGUGUCCACCAUGAAAGUAUAUUUUUGUACUGGGUUUUUUAAAGGAGAGUACAGCAAGUGGGGAUGUAGCAGUGUUCUACAACAAUUUAAAAAUAUUAACACAUUGGUCCACUGCUUGAAUCUGCUGUAGAAGAAAAAAUGGCCAAGAAAAGAUUUACCCACUCACUCUUCAUUUUGCAUGACUAUCAAUCCAUGCAACAUGGGUGGGAGGGUUUGUAUAAUUUUUUUUGUUUGUUUUUGCCCUUGAACAAACGCACACAGAAUGGUGAUAGUGAAGAAAAGCAGUGAAAAGAUAAGGAAGUCAUUAACAGUCUAUAGACUGUCACAAGGAAUUAGGUCGGGGGUAGAUAAACAGUGGGAAUUAGAAGAGAUGAAAUAAGAUUAUAGUGUCUGGGGUUUCAUAAAAGUUACUUAAGGUCUAUGGAAGGUGAAGGGUGUCCUGGCUAAAAUAGUGCGAACUGAUUGUUUUUACCUUUCUCGGUAUAAUUGGAGAUAUAGCUGUAUUUUUAUGAAAUGGUAUGCACCCCC